CCCCCCUCCUGCCCUACAUGGGGAUUGGUGCAAAUGGCUUCAUGGAUUUGAGAAAAGGGGGUCAGUCUAUUUAAAGCCAUUUUUUGCCGCCCGCCGGCUCCCGCCACAUUGCCUUCCUCCUCUUGCUCAAGCGCUGUGGUGCUCCAGCUGCAAAAACUCCAGCAUGUCAGAAAAGCUGCCCUACAAAGUGGCUGACAUCAGUCUUGCAGACUGGGGUCGCAAGGCCCUUGAGAUUGCUGAGAAUGAGAUGCCAGGGUUGAUGAAGAUGCGGGAGAUGUAUUCUGCAUCAAAACCAUUGAAAGGAGCUAGAAUUGCUGGUUGCCUACACAUGACUGUGCAGACUGCAGUUCUGAUUGAAACUCUGAUGGCCCUGGGAGCUGAGGUGCAGUGGUCGAGUUGCAACAUUUUCUCCACUCAAGAUCAUGCUGCUGCAGCUAUUGCCAAAACUGGAGUUCCUGUGUUCGCAUGGAAAGGGGAAACAGAUGAGGAGUAUGUAUGGUGUAUCGAGCAGACUCUCUAUUUUAAGGAUGGACAACCCUUGAAUAUGAUUCUAGAUGAUGGUGGCGACCUCACUGACUUGGUUCACACCAAAUAUCCCCAGCUCCUGAAAGGAAUCAGAGGUGUCUCUGAGGAGACUACUACUGGAGUCCAUAAACUCUAUAAAAUGCAGGCCAGUGAAACUCUGAAGUUGCCAGCUAUCAAUGUUAACGACUCUGUUACCAAGAGUAAGUUUGAUAACCUUUAUGGCUGCAGAGAAUCUCUUAUCGAUGGCAUUAAGCGUGCCACAGAUGUCAUGAUUGCUGGGAAAGUGGCCGUUGUGGCAGGCUAUGGCGAUGUUGGCAAGGGCUGUGCUCAGGCCCUGAGGAACUUUGGUGCCAGGGUCAUCAUCACAGAAAUUGAUCCCAUCAAUGCACUGCAAGCAGCCAUGGAAGGUUAUGAAGUUACGACAAUGGAAGAGGCUUGCAAAGAAGGCAACAUUUUUGUUACAACCACUGGAUGUACAGACAUCGUGCAGGGAAGGCAUUUUGAGCAGAUGAAAGAUGAUAGCAUUGUCUGUAAUAUCGGGCACUUUGAUGUGGAAAUUGAUGUGAAAUGGCUGAAUGAGAAUGCGGCAGAGACUGUGAACAUUAAACCUCAGGUGGACCGCUACACACUGAAAAAUGGCCGCCACAUCAUACUUCUCGCAGAAGGAAGGCUGGUGAACCUGGGGUGUGCCAUGGGUCAUCCUAGCUUUGUCAUGAGCAACUCAUUUACCAACCAAGUGCUGGCACAGAUAGAGCUUUGGACAAAUCCUGGCAAAUAUGCAGUAGGAGUCCAUAUCCUGCCAAAGAAACUGGAUGAAGCUGUAGCUGCUGCUCAUUUGGAUAAACUAUGUGUGAAACUGACAAAGCUGAGCGAGAAGCAGGCCAAGUACCUGGGCUUGCCAAAGGAGGGUCCCUUCAAACCAGAGCAUUACAGAUACUGACCAGCUAGCGAGGCCCAAAGAUCUCAAGAUGCAGAGAUAGUAAUCCAAAGUACUUGCUUUCCUGCUGGGAUUCAGAGGACAGCUGCUCCCCUUGUCAUGUAUAGGCACACUUCAUACCAUUUCUUUUUGGCAAAAAUCCAUCUCUGUCUCCCUCCUGUUCCUGUGGGAUGCAGAGGCUGUGUAUUCCUUUAGGCUUCAGUGUAGGUUCUUCUCAUCCUGGUGCCAGAUGAACUGGACCACAAUUAAGAUCAUGCUAAAAGAUAAUUUAAUGUAAGAAUCACUUACAUUGAUAAUAUUUUCUACCUAACUGUAAACAUAGCAGUGUAGUUUUUGUUGUAAUAUGGUCCCAUUUUUGGUCGCUCACACUAGAAAGAAAAUCUGUCUGGAACGGUAACCUCUAGAAAUAGUUUCCAAAAGGCUGGGGUGGGGAACUGCUUAGCUGUCUGAAAAAAAACAGCGGGGAAUGUCUGUUGUGGCCUAGCUUUUGUAUCUUGUGCCUGUCCUAUCAAAAAUUGAGUUUGCUAAAAAUCUGCACUGCUAAUCUUGUCUUUAUUGUGGGAGCCAUGUUGGGAAGAAGAAUGAUAUUGUUAUAACAUGCCUCUAUUGCCAUACAACUGUCCAAUGAUUUUUAUCAAGUUGAUAUGUCCUGCUUAUGUUUAAUGCUCAGUAACAUUGCUUGAAGACAUAGCUCCUUUUCAUGACAGUUGUUCUGUUACCUUAUAUUGUUUGCUGUGGCUACAAAUCCUUAAAAAAAGAUCUUACGGGGGUGCUCCAAAUCUUAUAGUGUAUAGCUCAAGCCAGGCAUUGGCUAAUUUUGCGGAGGCUGAGUAGUUUUCCCCCUUAUGUGAUAGUGUUGACCCCCACAAAAUAUGGAUCUGAACCACAAACCUUCACACUAAUUUUAAGUGCUAGGUUUCCACUGACAAAGUCUGGAAGCAUCUGGUGCAGCAGCGUUACUAAGGCUAAGAAAGUCUAUGUCAGAUCAGAGUCUGGAUGGAAGAUUUUCUAGACGUAUUAUGUAUUUCAUUUCCAUGGAAGAAAGGCAAGGUAAAAAUAUUUCUAAAAUAGAACCAAAGGAUGUGAAUUUCCAGGAUCUGGGUGUGGGUUAUUGUACUUCAUACUCUAAUUCUCUCUUGCCAGUUAAGUACAUUUCAAUACAGGUGCAAAAUAUCCUUUAUGCAUCCAUCCCUGGAUUCUCAGGUUUCCUCAUAUAUGGCACGAAACUUUGUAUGUUUCAGCCAUGUGUUCACUCAAGAGAUGGCAAUGAUGUCUACCAAUAGUACUUCAAAGUACAAAGCGCCCAAGUACUUCAAAGACUGGGAGAACUCCUGCUUCAGAUUCCUAGAGAUAGUUAACGCUGGCCAAUGUUAUUGUAGUCACAGGCAUCCACAAGCCCAAAGAAGGGAGUAGAAAGAAGUUGGCAGGGUCUUGUGUGGGUAAGCUUUCUCUGUCAUCCUUGGGCAGGCCCAUGCACAGAACAGUGAUCUAAGGUUAACAUCUACAAAUUCUGCCCUUCCCUUGAAGGAAGAGGGGUCUCUCUCCCUGCUUCCCCAUUUGAACUCUUGCCGCUAUCAGUCAUGAUUAUUAUUAGAAGAACAGAAGGUCAAGUCUUGGGUCUCCUUGCUGAAAGUUUACAAAGCAGGCAUACAGGAACUGUCACUUUCCCUUUUGGAACAUGUUUUGCAAGCCUCUAUCUGCUUCUGGCACUUUACAUGAAGUGUUUGGCUUCUCCCCAAAGUGGAAAUUAGCUUCUAAGUCCUGAAACCUGGAAGCCUAGCUUAGCAGCAGGUACCAGUGGUUCUAAGAACUGAGACUACUGGGACAAUUCCAUUUCAAAUGGUUAUCACCACAAUCACAUAAUCUACCCUCCUUUUUCACAGGUAUCAUCCUUGUUUUGGACGUUUUUCAAGCCAACAUGAAAUGAAUGAUUGGGAUAAUUCACCCUUUGUCCCUCAAAGCAUAAACAAAAGCAAAAUCUCUUCCGUUGAAGGGCUAGAUAGAUCUUGACCUCCAGAAAUUUUCUGCAUAGGCACUGAGUUUGUAUAUGUGUUUAUACAGAUGGCCACAUUAGUUACCCGUAAGCAACUAUUUUUUAAGACUAAAUGCUGGUAAUUCAGUGGGUGAAGCAUUUUUACAUUCUAGCAUCCAGGUGAUAGGAAGGGUCAAAUGGCCAUCUCUGCACUCUUUUCUGAUUCCAAAUUCAGAUGUGAAGUUACUUUUUCACUAUAUGGUGUCUUUGUGGUCUGCCAAUAGGCUAAAUAAGAGCUCGAAAUGGCUGUCUUUGGAAGUUUGGGAAACUGAUGCAAAGGGAAGGGUUAAAAAACCUGUUCCCUCUGCACUUUGGUCCUUAUGGUAAUUUGACUCCAUGUCUAGUUACUGUUUGAAAGAAAAAUACCUGAGAUCUCUGCUUGAAGUGUUCUGUUGCAUUAAGACCUUCAAACAGACAGUAGACAAAUGGAUGUGUGUUUAGAGACAUGUUUCAAAGAUCCCUUUGAUGAAAAUAGAAUCUGGUUUUACUCUUAAAGCUUUGCUUGUUUUUCAUAUCUGGAAUUAAAUUUUACACCAAUUGAGA
Molecule: messenger RNA, 4037 nt
Organism: Sphaerodactylus townsendi
Lineage: Eukaryota; Metazoa; Chordata; Lepidosauria; Squamata; Sphaerodactylidae
Gene: AHCY
Product: adenosylhomocysteinase
Exons: 10
Coding region: 164-1465 (433 amino acids)
Biological process (GO): L-methionine cycle
Cellular component (GO): cytosol
Molecular function (GO): adenosylhomocysteinase activity
Source: RefSeq, a predicted model, not a curated record